Molecule: messenger RNA, 1556 nt
Organism: Lutzomyia longipalpis
Lineage: Eukaryota; Metazoa; Arthropoda; Insecta; Diptera; Psychodidae
Gene: DEF8
Product: differentially expressed in FDCP 8 homolog
Exons: 3
Coding region: 104-1510 (468 amino acids)
Source: RefSeq, a predicted model, not a curated record
UGUGAGGUAUUUUUAUCAAGGUUCUGCCAGAAAGUUUUGUCUUCAACAAAGAGAAAUCGCCCCAGAAAUUCCAUUUAAAUGGAUUAAGGACAACAGUGCGGGAAUGGAAUCAGUUCAGGGACGUAUUAUUGCAUCCCGUGGUGGUGAUGUGAGUGAGAAUCAUCCUGCUGUGGGCAGUUUAUCGAGUUCCUCCACCCACUCAGAUGAGAUUUCGACAUCAUCGGAUGUUUCUCAGGCAAUCCCACAUGCCCUGAUCCGGGAACAGUGGCAAUUGGUACUGGGCCAGGAAGCCGGGAUGAUUGAUCUGCAGAAUGCCAUUGAGUUGUGCAGGAAGUUGGUGCUGGACUACGAGGAGGGGAGCACGGAGAGAAAGUGGAUUGUUCGACAUCUCGUUGAGCUGCGUUUCCGGCUGCGAGAGAUUCAGGACGUGGCUGAGGAUCCCACAGGAGCUGCCACACCGGCUGCAAGGGUCGUGUUGGGGCAUCACUUCGUUACAGGGCAGCUCAAUGUGACCACGAAGCAGUACUGUGAUCACUGCACGGGGAUUAUUUGGAGUGUUGUCCAGGCAUCGUACAUUUGCUCCGAUUGCUCCUUCUGCGUCCAUCACAAGUGCCUAAGUAGCGUGCUUCGGGUUUGUGCGCAUGUCGUGGCCACAGAGAGGAAGAUUCCCGUUGAGGAAAUUUGUCCGGAAGCGGGGCUUUCGGGGCAGAAGUACAAAUGUGCCGAAUGCAGCAUCCCACUGACAUUCACCAGUAAGUCCUCAUCCUUCAUGCAUGAAUCCUUCGCAUGCUUCGGAAUGAAGAAGCCCCUACGGCUGGAAGAAAUUCCCUGGACUGAGGCGCGUCUGUGUGACUACAGUGGCCUCCACUUCUGUCCAACGUGCCACUGGAACAAUACAAGCCCCAUCCCAGCACGGAUUGUCCACAAUUGGGAUUUCACGCCGAAGCGCGUGGCAAGGGCAUCGCUGCAGGAACUCCUCCUGCUGCACGAUAAGCCAGUCAUCAAUCUCGAAGAACUCAACCCGAAGCUCUUUUCUUUUGUGCAGAAAUUGGCGCAUAUUAAGAAGAUUCGCAGUGAUCUGCAUCACAUGAAGAAGUACCUCACGGAAUGUCGCCUGGCUGCUGGAGAUAAGCUAAUGGAUGCCCUCUCGGGUGCUCGGAGGUACCUCCUGCAGACCCCACAGAUGUACAGUGUGGCGGAUCUCGUGGCUGUGGAAACGGGAACGCUGCUGGAGUUCCUCACGAAGAUCUUUGAUACCUUUGAGCGACACAUUCGCCAUUGUCAGAUUUGUUCCGGAAAGGGAUACCUUUGUGAAGUCUGUGGGAACAAUGAGGUUAUCUUUCCAUUUGAUGACUGUUCCAUGCCCUGCCGGAAGUGCAACUCAAUCUACCACCGUGUCUGCUGGUUGAGGAAGAACCAGACCUGCAUUAAGUGUAUUCGUCUUGAACAGAGACGCUCCAGAGAUGCCGAAAUGCCCCAAGGAAUUCCCGAUGAUCCUGAUCUGAGCUAACAGAAAGUUCGUUAAUUUUUUAAAAAUAAAAAAUUGAACAACUAAA